GCGGGGGCGCCGCGCACGCGCAGGGCCGGCGGCGCGCGCCGAGCGGGGGGCACCGCGCGGGUGCAGCCACGAUGGAAGGGGGUGCGUACGGAGCGGGCAAAGCCGGGGGCGCCUUCGACCCCCACACCCUGGUCCGGCAGCCGCACACCAUUCUGCGCGUCGUGUCUUGGGUGUUCUCCAUCGUGGUGUUCGGCUCCAUCGUGAACGAGGGCUACCUCAACAAUAACUCGGGGGGCGAGAAGUUCUGCAUCUACAACCGCAACCCCAGCGCCUGCAGCUAUGGCGUGGCUGUGGGCGUGCUUGCCUUCCUCACCUGCCUGCUCUACCUGGCCCUGGACGUGUACUUCCCGCAGAUCAGCAGCGUGAAGGACCGCAAGAAAGCUGUCCUGUCCGACAUCGGGGUCUCAGCCUUCUGGGCCUUCCUCUGGUUCGUGGGCUUCUGCUUCCUGGCCAACCAGUGGCAGGUGUCCAAGCCGAAGGACAACCCAAUGAAUGAAGGGACAGAUGCGGCCCGAGCCGCCAUCACCUUCUCCUUCUUCUCCAUCUUCACGUGGGCGGGCCAGGCCGUGCUGGCCUUCCAGCGGUACCAGAUUGGCGCCGACUCGGCCCUCUUCUCCCAGGACUACAUGGACCCCAGCCAGGACUCCAGCAUGCCUUAUGCCCCCUACGUGGAGCCCAGCGCCGGGCCGGACCCCGCCGGCAUGGGCGGGACCUACCAGCAACCGGCCAACGCCUUUGACACGGAGCCCCAGGGCUACCAGUCCCAGGGCUACUGAGCUGCCGUGACCACCUGCCCCUUGCCUGUCCCCGCCCCAGUCCCAGCUGCCCCUCCCCUCCUUCACCCCUGCCCACACCCAGACCCUGGCUCCCUCCCAGACUGCCCUGCCCAGCGCCUUGGCAGCCUCUGCGUUGUUCUGCUGUGGUCCAGGGCAGCUCGGUGGGAUGGGGCGGUAAGGUGUUGGGGGUCUGUCUCCACGUGUGUGCAAGGCUGUGUGGCAGGGGCUGGGGGGGCGUUUGCACUCGUGCGUUGUGUCACUGAGCGUUCAACACGUGCCUACUGUGUGUCACGUAUGGGCUUGACACAGGUAGGGAGAGACCAGUGGUCCAGGGAAGGGGGACGACAAAGUGCCGAGGAGCCCCGCUGCUCCCGGAGGUGGGAAUUGGCGUGAAAGCCCGGGAUGAUGCCAGGAAGGUUUGGCUCCCGCGUGUGUGGGGACGUGUGGAGGACACUGGGGGCUGUCACCCAGCCCUACUACGAGCGUGGGGGUGGUCUCCGUUUUAUGGUUGAGAACACUGAGGCCUGCAGAAGUCAAGGUCCCUUGCCCAGGGUCACUCAGGCAGCCAGUCAUAGAGUUGGGCCCAAGCCCAGGCCACCUGACCGGAGAGCCCCUGCUGUGUCCUGUCUUCCCUGCCUUCCCCGUCCCUGGGGCGCCACCACUCAGUGUUCCUGUCACUCUGGGAGGCCUUGGGGACCUCAGCCCAUGAGAGAACCCUGAUUCUGCUGCAAGCCAAGGGCCUGCUCUGCCUGGCUGCUCCCCACAGUAGGCCAGCCCAGCCUCCAGGCCCUGCUCCCCACAUCCCCACGGCCCCUCCCCCAGCCUCCAGUCGGGGUGGGAGGGCCAACGGGGCUCGCCUCACUCGCUUGUUUCCCCAUGUGCUGUGCCAUGCUGUGUGCGCCCCACAGGGAGCUCUAGCACCCUCUCUGUGGCCUCCCAAAGGACUGACCAUUGUCCCUGCCCAGGGCUGGGUGGAUGAGGAGGCCCAGAAUGGGGAGUGACCGGCCCAAGGACACAGUGACUGAGUGGCAGAGCUGGGCUUGCUGCCUGGGUUUCUUGGCCCCAGCCACCCAGCAGGUGCCCCGAUUCCCUGCCCUGACCUUGUGACCUCCCAGGAAACAGAAGUGAUCUGGGACACUGUGUCAUCUGUCCCUCAGCCGGGGUCAGCCAGGGGCUUGGAGCCUGGAACACCCAAGGACAUGGAGAGUCCUUCCACUGGCCUUCCAGAAGGCUCAAUGAGAGGACCAUCUCCCUGUGGGAGCAGGGGAGAGGGGGCAGGGGCUGUGGAACCCGCAAGGCCAGCCUUCAAGCUGCUGCCAUGGAUCAAACUGCUCCCAAGAUGAACGCUGAGAGCCCCUGGUGCGUGGUAGGCUGGGGGAGGCAGUGGGCUCUCGGAGACGGUAGCAGGUGCCUCCAAAGGCACAAGGAGGAUUGGGAGGAGGAAGGGAUUCUUCACUGAACCUUAAAGGAUGGGGAGGCCUUAAAGGAGAGAGAGAGGCGUGGGGGGGCAUGGGGCCCCGCGUCCACUGGCCAGUGCCCCAGGGAGCAGGACUGGGGUAUCGUGGCCUGGCACCAUGCUGGCUGUUCCUACCACUGGCACCCCAUUUCCCCACAAGAAUCCUCAGAGGCAGGUCAUACCCACCUGCCCAUUGACUCAGCAGCUGUCUCGUGCCAGGGUUUCAGAAAACAUGCAAGCUGGCCGUCCGGAGAUGUGUCCCAAGCCAACCACUGUACCCAGGGUCUACCAGGGGGCAGAGUGCUAUCCGAGUGCUUGCCAAGGGAUGCCAGGGCGGGGGCAGGAGGGGCUCUAGGAGGGGCCAGGAGGAUGGGCAGCAGUUAGCACAGUGAUGGGGGAAGGAGGAGGAAUCUCCUAGGUUGAGAAGUAGCUUCGUUGUCCCGACUCAACAGAAAGGGAAACAGGCUCGGAGUGUAAACGAGUUAGCAGUGGAGCAGGUAUCUGAACUCGAGCCUGUUCCAAGUCCUCGGCGGGGGGGGGGGGGGGGGGGGGGGGGCAACAGUGACAGGAGAGAUCCCCAGACAGCCAAGCAACAGCUGGUCUUCAUAGACUCCAGUUUCCCACAUCUGAGGGAGGCGCUCUGUCUCUGGUAACCCGCCAGUGGCGUAAGUGGGGAUGGAAUGGAGUGGUGGCAUUUACCAGGCCGAGCAGCGGAGCCUGUACCAGACCAAGUUUGAGAAGCAGGUAAGGGGCGCGGGUGGUUGUGGGUGCGCUUCUGGCAAAGUGAGGUUCUGUACGCAUGCAGGAGGUUGAGAGAGGUCCUUCCCCGCGCCCGCUCCCUACCAAACAGCUCCCCUGCUGAUGGACACCAGGAGACCCCAGGGUGCUGCUCACCCAUUCUCCCUGGGCACCAACCAGCUGCUCGUAAUACGGAGCUGGAGGGCCGGGUACCACUUGAGCUUCAUUGAUCCCCUGGGCGUUUCUUCUAGACUGUCCCUGCCACCCCAGACUGGGGAAUUUUACAGAACCCCUGCCACGAGGGAGGGGCGCAGAAUCUUCUCACUUUGCAUUCUUCACUCGACCUGGGGUACAGCCCAGACAAGAUCCCAUCAUCAAGCUGGGUGUUGGCAGGGGCCCAACAGUGGUUCAGGUGAGAAAUGGGGAGAGGGCGGGAUUCGGCUGGAACCCAGGGCUCCUGACUCCCCUUCUGGGGACCCCCUGCUUCUUCCACUGACUGAGGACAGCACCCAGGAGGUCCCAAACUUAGAACCCCUGUUCGUGGGCCAACAGUAUCCUCUGUCCCCCUCCCUGCUGCCUCCCUCAGCCUCUCCCUUGCUUCCAACCCUUUCUCUGGAGAAGACUGCCCCCUGCAGUCUAACCUUGCCGGGUUUGGGCUCCCUCCUUCCACCAAGCACAAGAGAGGGCCCAGGAAAACUGGGUUCCACACAAGUUUAGAGUUGCAAGGACCCUUAGAGAAGGUAGAGUAGGCCAAGAAGACAGUCAUUUGUCCAAAGUUAUGCACAGAGAAGUUGAGGACCUCGGUCUCCUGCCUCUGAGUUAACACUCACCCAGAGCCGUCUGCCUGGGUGUGACAGUCAAGGGUCUAAUUCCCCGGGAUUUGGCAUCCGUUCCCCUACUCCAACCUCGCCUGUGAUUUUUGAUCUUCAGAGACUCUCGGGGGCAUCAGGCUCCCCCCAUGUAACCAAGAGCCCCCACUUGUUACCCCUUGAGGGCCCCCAACCUUGGCCCAAGACCCCUUUGAUCCUCUAAGGAGCAGGAAGAGGGAGCACCCCUCCCAAGAGUUUGUGGGAGGAUGGGCUGGUCCAGCCAUCUCCCAGCGCUGCCCCUUGAUGUGACAUUCCCCAUCCCCUGGUGCCCACAGCCCUUGUCUGGGUGUCCCAGCCCUCCUGCAGCGUAACUGCCUGUGUAUAGUAUAAAUAUAUAUAUUUUCUAUAUAUAAGAUGUAUAAUAUAAGGCUCCACAAAUAUAUCUCUGUGUGUGUGCGUGUGUGCAGUGAAUGGCGGUCCCCAUCCUGGGCCCCCACUCUGGACUCCCCCACCACCUGGUUAAGUCUCAAGAGUGAAUCCAGUGGCCCCGUGACACCCUCCAUUAUGACAUCUGUCCAUUUGUGGUGAACCAAGUGAAGGUGGUGACUUAUGGUGACAUAGUAAUAAAGUGAAGACAAGCCCA
Mustela lutreola (European mink) is the source of this 4422-nucleotide messenger RNA. RefSeq names its product synaptogyrin 1 (gene SYNGR1). Gene Ontology annotation, cellular component: neuromuscular junction; synaptic vesicle membrane. NCBI's taxonomy places the organism in Eukaryota, Metazoa, Chordata, Mammalia, Carnivora, Mustelidae. The record is from RefSeq and is a predicted model, not a curated record. Bases 72 to 776 code for a protein of 234 amino acids. The transcript has 4 exons.